GCCGAAAUAACAAAAGUAAUCUACGUGGUAUAUAUAUGAGCGGUAAAUUCUUUUUUUAACAUAGCUUGGAGGGUUGUUUAUCUUUGCAUCAUCUGACUCAUCAGGAAAAGUUUACAGAAAUGGAAAGAUUACAGAGAAAAACUUCAAACAUGCUAUAUCUAGUGAUAAUCAUUCUGACCGUAAGCACUUUACAUGAAAGUUAUGCUUCCUGGUGUACUGAUCAGCAACCAGUGACUUGUCUGUGCUUCCCCCAGUUUAAUAAAAUCCAGUGUACUAACCAGCCCGGAUUAACACAAAUACCAACAAAUAUCCCAACAGAUACUAAGUUAAUAGUAUUUUCAGGAAAUGGUAUAACUUCAAUAGACACAACUUCAUUUUCUGGAUUGACAUUUCUUGUAGAUAUAAAUUUAAGUAACAACGACAUUUCUAGUAUAGAAUCCGGAGCGUUUGCAGAUCUACCUUCAUUAGAAAAUGUGUAA
Mytilus trossulus (common blue mussel) is the source of this 479-nucleotide messenger RNA. RefSeq names its product leucine-rich repeat and transmembrane domain-containing protein 1-like. The record is from RefSeq and is a predicted model, not a curated record. NCBI's taxonomy places the organism in Eukaryota, Metazoa, Mollusca, Bivalvia, Mytilida, Mytilidae. Gene Ontology annotation, cellular component: plasma membrane. The transcript has 4 exons. Gene Ontology annotation, molecular function: protein binding. Bases 120 to 479 code for a protein of 119 amino acids.